GUGACUCGGCGGCCAUUUUGAUUUAUGCGUGAGUUGCGCAUGGCUAACAGAACCCCGCUGACCAAGUUUAAACGAAAGCUGCAAAAUUUCCAUAUUUUUCCGAUUUCCCACGUUGAUAUUCUGAACUUAGGGGCGUCUUACAUGAAAACCAAGUCUUAUUCGCGGCGAGAUUCAACCCGGACAAAAAUGACUGACUCUGUUUUUAAGAAGUCUGUGAGGAUAGCGUCUGUUGUUGCUUUGUAUUGGAUAAUCUCAAUAUCUAUGGUAUUUUUGAACAAGUACCUUCUAAGCAGUCCAGAUUUGAAGCUUGACGCACCCCUGUUUGUCACAUGGUUUCAGUGUGUUGUGUGCCUGGUCUGUUUGUUUCUUUUGAGUUUCCUUGGAGACAAGUAUCCGUGGAUUGACAAGUUUCCUGCUUUCAAUAUUGAUUUGAAGGUUGCAAGGGAGGUUCUUCCUCUCUCAGGUGUGUUUGUUGGAAUGAUUACAUUCAACAACUUGUGCCUUAAACACCUUGGUGUGUCAUUUUACAAUGUUGGAAGGUCACUAACAACAGUUUUCAAUGUGAUCUGUACCUUCCUAAUUCUUGGCCAAAAAACGUCUUUCAAAGCAAUGUUCUGUUGCGCCAUCAUCAUCGCAGGUUUCCUCAUGGGUGUUGAUCAGGAGGGAAGUGCAGGAGAACUGUCCUAUAUCGGUGUCGUGUUUGGUGUCUUGGCAAGCCUGUGUGUCUCACUCAAUGCUAUCUACACCAAGAAAGUCCUUCCUGUUGUCGACAGCAACAUCUGGCGGCUCCAACUCUACAACAAUUUCAACGCAGUUUUUCUAUUUCUACCUCUGAUGGUUAUCUGUGGUGAAGUACAGGCCAUCUAUGGUUUCCACAUGCUCACUUCAGCUUAUUUUUGGGGAAUGAUGUGCUUAGGUGGGCUCUUUGGAAUUGCUAUUGGAUAUGUAACUGGUCUGCAAAUCAAAGUGACAAGUCCAUUGACGCACAAUGUUAGUGGAACUGCCAAAGCUUGCGCGCAGACCAUCCUCUCUGUGACUGUCAAUCAAGAGAUAAAAACAGCGCUGUGGUGGAUUAGCAAUGUACUGGUGCUGGGUGGUUCAACUGCGUAUACUUUUGUUAAACAUCAGGAGAUGAAAACUGUGCAAAGCAAAGGUGAACAGACAACUAAGGGUGAUGGAAAUAGUAAUGGUAGUAGUAAAAAUGGAGGGAAUCCAGUAUAACUUUUUUUUGAUUAAAGUCACACGAACGACAUAAUAGGAAGUUUUUCCUUUCGUUAACAUAAAGAAAUUAGCUGGGUGGGUUAAAACAAGGCUUUAUCGAGGCCUCAUUGAGACCUUAUGUAACAUCUAGUCAUGAAAGAGGGUGAGGCGAAGGUGAAGGUGAGAGUUAGAACAUCAGUCUAGUCACAUGCAAAAGAAAAUAAAUAACCCGUCUUCACACCUUGAAAAUGUUAAAAGAAAAAACAACAAUACAAUAUUAUGUCUGCCAGAAGUAUAGGAUUUUGUCUAAGCUGUUUUCGUUGUAGUUUCAUCGAGUAUAUGGAAUGUGCAGGUACAAAAGACUGGUUUUGGGAACAAAUGUUGAAAAAGUUUCAGUCGAUUUUUGUUUUGGGUAAUUUUAAGGAACAAAUAACUAUAGUAAGUUGUAAGUUAAAGUUGUAUCAUCCACAUAUGGAUAGCUUGUUGACAAUUAAAUUCAACUGAGUGAUGUAAAUUCUGUGUGAAUAAAAUAGAAACCUCUCA
Molecule: messenger RNA, 1743 nt
Organism: Orbicella faveolata
Lineage: Eukaryota; Metazoa; Cnidaria; Anthozoa; Scleractinia; Merulinidae
Product: GDP-fucose transporter 1-like
Source: RefSeq, a predicted model, not a curated record